GUGUAUCAGCGUUGUUUACAUCAACAAGUUGCAAUUUCGAGUCAAAACAGCUUCAAAAUUUUAGUUUUCCGCGUAGAAUAUUCUCCAAAAUCCCCGUUUUCCUCCCCUCGUGCUUUGUUAUGUUCAACUGGACCUCGCAGCGAUGAAUCCUAUAGUGGUAAGCGUCCCGGGUUUGCCCCGGGACAAUCCUCCCGCCAAACUGCCCCAGCUGGACGAUUUCUGCCGCGUCUGUCUGCUCCGGAAGCCGCAGCUCCGUCCGCUGACCAGCCAGUACGAGGGCGUCAUGAUUCCGGAGAUGCUGUUCAAGGUUUCCGGCACGUUGCUUAACAUUCUGGAGCAGCUGCCGCGGGUCAUUUGCGAGCGGUGCCUCAUGAAGCUGGACGUGGCGUUCCACAUCUCGAACGAGUUCCGCAAGCAGGAGGAGCUGCUGCGAAGCUUCUGCUGGAAGGGCGCGCUGGUGGACCAGCUGGUGGAGUACCAGCAAACGGAAGAAUCUCACCGGAGGUCGCACUCGGAGGGCGUCAUUGACAAGUUGGCAACUCCUGCUGCUGCCGCGACCGAACCGGCCCCAAUCGAGCAGGUGGAACUAUUGUCCGAGGAACAGUUUGACGAAAUGAUCGAAACAGAGAGCGUCGGUUCCGAGCCGCCAGCACCGGCCGCCGUCGAUUCCGAGGAGGUGUUCGAAAUGGUGCUGGAGGUGGACCACCUGGAAACGGUCGACCAGUCGUCAUCGUCGUCGUUGUCGCAGCCACCGCAGAUUAAGGGCGAAAAGUCCCCCGCGGAAGAUCCGCCCGAAGCGACCACUUUUAGCGUGGAACUGCUGCCGUCCACGGUGCCUUUGAAGGCGGAAUGGGUUGAGGAGGAGGAAGCGGAGGAAGACGGGGACGUAUCCUGCUCGGAGCAGGGAGAAACGCAACAAAAUCACGACGAAGAUGGAGAGGAGUCGUGUGGGACGGUAGAUUUCGAAAGCCGGAAGGGCCGCGUCAGAUUUUAUCCUAGAAAGUACAAAAGUGUGCCGAAUGAAAAUGGCGAGUUUGAGUGUAAGGAGUGCGGGAAGAGUUUUGCGGUGCGGAAAACGUUUCUGAAUCAUCUGCGACGGCACGAGCAGGUGCAGGCGGGGACGUUCGAGUGUUUUAGGUGUAAUAAAUGCUUCGGCACGAAGGAACGUCUCGCGCGCCACGAAACCAUCCACGAGCGCGACCUGGUGUGCGGCGAGUGUGGCCACGAGUGCCGCAACGGGUACGACUACCGGGCGCACAUCCGGUCGCAUCAGACGGGCAACUUCAAGUGCCGCCGGUGCCUGUUUUCCUGCUCGGCGCGGAAGGACCUGCUGCGGCACAACGCCGAAGAGUGUCCCCGGCGGGGUGAGCCGACCACCGUUACGAGUAAACCUGCGGAAAAGGUGAAGAAAACGCACAAAUGUCCCGUCGAGGGCUGCGACUACGUGGCGUCCUCCUACUCAACCAUGUACGUCCACAAGCGGUCCAAACAUGCGCCCAAGCUAACGUGCGAAAUUUGCGACAAGAGUUUUGCGUUUGCGAAUUUACUUCGCGAGCACGAGAAACUGCACACCGGAGAAAAGCCCUACCAGUGUGAAUGGUGCGACAAAUCAUUCCGGCGGUUGUUCAGCUACAAGGAACACAUUGCCGUCCACGAGGGGCCCUCGUACGAUUGCCAGGUGUGCGGCAAGGGCUUCAGCAGGCCGCGCUAUCUGACCGCCCACAUGCUGACGCAUUCCGAGGAGCGCAACUUUGUUUGCUCGAUUUGCAGCAAUCGGUACAAAACGAACGGAGAGCUGACGAAGCACGUCCGGUCCAAGCACGAAUUGCUCGACUACGGGAAGGGGGACGACCUGAUCGAGGAGGACUACAACUAUUUUGAGGAUGACAUUGUAAUGUAA
This is a messenger RNA of Culex quinquefasciatus (southern house mosquito), 1900 nucleotides long. Its product is annotated as zinc finger protein 260-like. The record is from RefSeq and is a predicted model, not a curated record. Gene Ontology annotation, molecular function: DNA-binding transcription factor activity, RNA polymerase II-specific; RNA polymerase II transcription regulatory region sequence-specific DNA binding; zinc ion binding. NCBI's taxonomy places the organism in Eukaryota, Metazoa, Arthropoda, Insecta, Diptera, Culicidae. Gene Ontology annotation, biological process: regulation of transcription by RNA polymerase II. Gene Ontology annotation, cellular component: nucleus.